UGAGAGGGUGUUGGUUGUUUUUCUAAAACAGCGAGCCCCCUGGAUCUGAUUUAUUUGUGAAAGCAAACGCAAUCAAUCACACGUAUAAAUACAAGCCCAACACUAACUACUGAAAAAAAAGAAAUCCCAUAAAUUCGGACUCGCCCAAAAUAGCUUUCUUUCUUUCUUUCAUUCAUUCUUUCACUUUUUUUUCUCUCUCUAAUCUAAUCUCUGCCCUUCUGCUUUGUGCUUUUCAAUCUCACUCUUUAACGACCCCGAAAGUGCUAGGAGCCUCAAAACCCUAACAACUGUUCUUGUUGGAUACUGUAGGAGGGUGGGUGCUAUAUUUCACUGAAAUUUUGGCAUUAUUUGGUGGCGUGAUAACUGCUUUGUAUUGUUGGAUUCCGUGGAUCGCUGAUCCAUUAUUGGGUACUGUGUCUCAUGCAUUUGGGAUCUCAGUUUUGCUAUUCUGAGUUAUGCUUGUGAAUUGAAUUGUGAUGGACUUCUAAAUAAAUCUCUGAGUCUGCUGGUUUGUCGAAGCAACAAAGAUCUGCAACGAAGUGCAAAUUAUUGUUUCAAUGCAAGCAGGGGUUGUCUGGAUUCAUAGUAACGUGUAUAGAAGCUUGUGUGCUGUAGUAGGUUAUGGUUGUCCCUGUUCUUGGAGAUUUAGGUUUAAGGGAUUGAUCAUUUAGUGAAGUUUUAUUUAACUAGAUUGUUGAAAAGGGGUUCAACAAUUUGGACAUGAGAAGCUUCUGGUGGAAUAAAUUAUCUGUCAUUUUCGGCCCUAGACCGCCGCUCAGCUGGUUACUUUUGUGCUUCAUUUCUGCACUCGCACUAAUUGCAGUCUUAGGAUCUUCAUCUUCCAGUGCCUUUGACUCUAUAACUCCCACCACAGUUCCUGACAUUUAUUCAAACUAUAGACGGCUUAAAGAGCAGGCAGCAGUUGAUUAUCUGGAGCUUAGGUCUAUCUCUUUGGGAGCUACUCGGCAAAGGGAGCUUGACCUUUGUGGUAAAGAAAGAGAAAAUUAUGUACCCUGUUACAAUGUUACUGCAAAUCUUUUAGCUGGGUACAAAGAUGGGGAGGAAUUUGAUCGGCAUUGUGAACUAUCAAGAGAAGGAGAGCGGUGUUUGGUUCGCCCUCCUAAAGACUAUAAGAUCCCCUUAAGGUGGCCAGCUGGUAGGGAUGUGAUAUGGAGUGGAAAUGUCAAGAUAACCAAAGACCAAUUUCUUUCAUCUGGAAGCAUGACUAAAAGGUUGAUGUUACUUGAAGAAAACCAAAUUGCCUUUCACUCUGAGGAUGGUCUGAUCUUUGAUGGUGUCAAGGAUUAUUCUCGUCAAAUUGCCGAGAUGAUAGGGUUAGGAAGUGAGUCGGAAUUUCGACAGGCUGGUGUCCGAACUGUACUAGAUAUUGGUUGUGGGUUUGGUAGCUUUGGAGCUCAUUUAUUAUCACUCGGAGUAAUGCCUGUUUGUAUUGCGGAAUAUGAGGUAACAGGAAGUCAAGUUCAGCUGGCCCUUGAGAGAGGUCUUCCGGCAAUGAUUGGAAACUUCAUUACAAGACAGCUUCCAUAUCCAUCAUUGUCAUUUGACAUGGUUCACUGUGCUCAGUGUGGAGUCCUUUGGGACAAAAAAGAUGGGAUGCUACUCCUAGAAGUUGACCGGGUACUCAAGCCUGGAGGUUACUUUGUUUUAACCUCACCUGCAAGCAAUCCACAUGGAAGUUCAUUGAGUAUGAAGAAGAAAAGCAUGUCAACUCCAAUAGAAGAAUUGACUGAGAAAAUCUGUUGGAGUGUUCUUGCUCAACAGGAUGAAACUUUUGUUUGGCAAAAAACUGCUGAUUCUAGGUGCUAUACAACUCGCAAGCAUACUAUUCCACCAUGCAAAGAAGGGCAUGAGACACAAUCUUAUUAUCGAACCCUGGUGUCAUGUAUAAGUGGAACCAACAGCAAACACUGGUCUCCAAUACAAAACAAGUCCUCUGGUUCCAAAUUAAGCUCGGCAGAGAUUGAAAUUCAUGGAGUUCAGCCUGAAGAUUUCUAUGAAGACCUGGAGGUGUGGAGGUCAGCUCUGAAAAACUAUUGGUCUUUGCUUACACCCUUAAUUUUCUCUGACCACCCAAAGAGACCAGGUGAUGAAGACCCUUUACCACCAUUCAACAUGAUACGCAAUGUUAUGGACAUGAGUGCUCAUUAUGGGGGUUUAAAUGCUGCAUUUCUGGAGGAAAAGAAAUCUGCCUGGGUGAUGAAUGUUGUGCCUGUCAGAGCUCCUAAUACACUUCCUCUAAUUCUAGAUCAAGGGUAUGCUGGUGUUUUGCAUGAUUGGUGUGAACCCUUCCCCACAUACGCCCGAACAUACGAUAUGCUUCAUGCAAAUGGGCUACUCUCUCAUCUCGGUUCAGACAGGUGUAGCAUGAGGGAUUUGUUCUUGGAGAUGGAUAGGAUAUUACGCCCUGAGGGAUGGGUCAUUCUUAGUGAUAAAGUGGGAGCAAUAGAGAUGGCACGCAUACAUGCCACACAAGUACGCUGGGAGGCAAGGGUGAUUGACCUUCAAAAUGGCAGUGACCAGCGGCUGCUUGUUUGUCAAAAACCAUUUGUGAGAAAAUGAUGGAUUUAGACGAAGUCUUACCACAUGAAAGUGUACAAUUCUUUUUGCUCCGGUAAUUUCUCUACUCUUUCACCAAACUGGCCGAUAUCCAACUACUGACGUGGAAAAGUAGUCAUGUUAAUUGUUUAAGCAGGUCUCAUUUAUUAGAUCAGAGUAGGAUUUUCCAUUUAAAGCUUCAUGAACUACUCAAAAAUCCCAUAAUUCACUGAUGCUGAAAGGCCCUUUGCCUAUUUAAAGAGUGUUGCUGCACCUUACUUUACUGGCGUAUAGGAUGGAGACUGAGCUCUAGACCGUGAGAUCAAAGUGGAUACAGACAGAACACACCCCCUUAGUGGGGCAACCAGGGACAUGCCUCUAAUGAGAGCUUAGGGAUUGAACUAGCAGUGCCAUGGUAAAGUUAACAAGAAAUGUCUGCCUGUUUACUUCAAUUAUAAACUGAAGCAGCUUAAUGCAACAAAGUCGUAAACGCAAUAGAAAUAGUAGAAACCACACCAUUUAUGGUUCUAAUUAUCCCUUUGUUUCAUGUGUUUCAUUCUUUCCCCGGUCAUGAGAGCUUAUCAUCUAUCCAACUCUCCCCAGCUAGAUUAUCACUGAACUAAUGCCAGAUGGCAUUGGAACUUUUCAUAUUGAUUAGAGGAAUUCCUAUCAGAAGAUUGUAAUGCUAGCUUCUGAGGCUAUAAACUUCAAGAAUCCCUGGUAGUAUGAGAGAGAGAGAGAGAGAUGUAUGAUGAUUUAAAUUCAUGUUCUGAGAUAUUUGUUGGGAUUACUUUGUUGUGAAACUGAGGAGGUGUUGAUGUUUUGCAGCUGACUAGGAUGUUAUCCAUAUUUAUUAUCAGAAUAUGAAAAUCAUAUGAAUGCAAAUCCGUGUACUCUAUGCUGGGAAUCUUAAGGAUCUGAUGGCCUGGAAUGGGGGUAUGUGGAAGCUGUAGAUUAGAAGGUUUGACGCCAAAGUAGCUGCACCUAUUUUUUUUUUUUUCCCCAUUUUUUUCCUUUUUGUCACGGCUUUUGUAGUAAUUCAUUCAAUCCAUUUUUUUUCAAAUUUUUGUCCUAUUUCUUUAUUGAUUUUGAUAGAAUGUCAAAGGGCCAGGAAAUGUCUUGUGUUA
Ziziphus jujuba (common jujube) is the source of this 3683-nucleotide messenger RNA. RefSeq names its product probable methyltransferase PMT5. The record is from RefSeq and is a predicted model, not a curated record. Gene Ontology annotation, cellular component: cytoplasm. The transcript is spliced from 9 exons. The coding region runs from base 721 to 2580 and encodes 619 amino acids. Gene Ontology annotation, molecular function: methyltransferase activity. Lineage: Eukaryota; Viridiplantae; Streptophyta; Magnoliopsida; Rosales; Rhamnaceae.